Pieris macdunnoughi is the source of this 3642-nucleotide messenger RNA. The record is from the annotation of a GenBank genome assembly. Lineage: Eukaryota; Metazoa; Arthropoda; Insecta; Lepidoptera; Pieridae.
AUGAGAAUAAUUAAAAGGGAUCAAAGAAGAUUUUAUGUAAUUCAGUUCAUAGAGUUACCUUUCGAGGGCAUUGAUGACUACGUGUGUGUGCCCUAUUCCUGGAUAAUAUUUCUAAAAUCUCCAAAUCGGAAGAUAGUUGUGAAUUACCCGAACAACGAAGAUCCCUUGGAAACGAGAGAACGCGUUAGAAGAAAAGAGCGACCAAAUGAGUCAUGGAGGUUCUAUAUGGCCUACCUUAAAUAUGAAUCAGAUAAUUUAAAUGAUGCUGAUUUAUGGAUUGCGAGGAAUGAAGAAGUAUCAAGUAAAAAAGAUACUGAACCAGAACCUCAACUGAAUAGAAAGCUACGAAGUGCCAAUCAAUAUAUUUGGCCAGAAAGGAACUCAGACAAGCCUUAUAUAACAGUGAAACCCUAUAACAAUCCUCGAAAACCAUUACCAAGAACUUCGAUACGACGACCGCUAUCUCAGGAAUCUAAACAACACCUGAAUAACAAGUGCUUGAAAUCAGAUGAAAAUCCAGAGCCUGAGGAGGUCAUUACUGAGCACAUAACUGCAAAGUCUGGCAGCUCAAAACGAGAACAAUCAGUAAUCAUCACUGGCAAUCAGGUGAUUCAAAAAAAUCAGACGAAGACAAACUACGCUUCCAAUGGUGAGAUAAACGCCGAGCGGAGUGCUCAACCUGAAGUUAUAAAGGAAAAUCAGUCAGUUGUCCUUUUAGUUCCUUCUACUUCAGCAAAACUUCCGGUUGAGCAUCAACUUUCACUGCAGCCGCCAACCGAGCAACAACUGUCACUGCAGCCUCCAAAUGGUCGAGAACCUUCACCGCAACCUCCAAUCGAUCGAGAACCUUCACCGCAGCCUCCAAUCGAUCGACAACCUUCACCGAAGUUUAUAGCUGAGCAACAUUCUCCAUCAAAGUCUUCAGGCGAAAAACAACCUUCACCUGUAGGCGAAGACUAUCAGCGACCUGUUAGCAUAUCUACUGUAGAUCUGAAUGGAUCUAAGGGAGAUCUCGAUAGCUGUAAAAACGUUUUGCCUGAGCCUAACACGGAUAAAAGACCAUCAACUAAAACUUCUCCGAGCAAUUUCAAACCGGCUCAUCAGCCUGAUUCGAUGAACGAGAGACCAACUCCACUGGUUCGUCAUGAAAACUCACUUCCCGAGCCGCACUCACGAGAUGUACCCAAUGACUGCCAAAAAUCUCAACUUCAAUGGAUUUUGACUUCGCCAAACGUAGUACCGAACUCCCCCGGUACAUCUAACCAGCUUUUUCAGCAAUAUGGAUGCCCUCAAUUACAAAAUUUUUCAGUUAAUAGCACUUCGAAUACGAAAUUCCAAAUCCAAGGAUUCAGUGGGAAAAAUUAUAUUGGAGUCGCUGAUAACCACUCAUUUCUGUGCUCUCAAGACAUUAUUAAUAGCAUGCCAUCUACUUCUCAUCAUGAACCCUCUUCGGAAAAACUGACUCAAAUGUUAAAACAAAAAGCUAGACAACAACCUUCAGCAGUGAAGAAAGUGAAAAAUCCCGUUGAUAAGAAAACUAACCUAGAGGGUAUCGCAAGAAAUAUUACAACCCUACAAUAUCCACCAAACUCAAUGAGACAACUCGGCUUACCUGGUAGUUCAACAGUCGCACAAUCUGCACAAUUUGCUCAACAUCACUUACGACAGGCACAAAUUGAUGGAUCACUCAUAAAUGACGAUAGACAUGCAAUGAGAGAUAACUUUAUUUAUCAGAGAGAUCCCUGUCCCCAAGGUAUGAUGAAAACAUCAGCCGCACAGAACCUCUUAAAGUUAGCUCACCAGUAUAACCCUUUUUGUGGGAUAUCACAUGAACAACAAUAUUUGCCGACUCGGGACGACUAUCUGCAGCAAUACACACAUCUUCAAGAUACGCUUAGAAGGCCAAGCAUGACUCCAACACUUGAUCAGAUGGCUUAUUAUCAAAAUGCUAUGAUGAACGGAGGAUCCGUCAGUCAACCGAACCCGAUCAACCAGCCCAUUCAGUUUCUUUCCCAAAAUGUAAAUCAUUACGUACCGAUUAACAACGCGUACUCACAAGAAGUAAAGAGCCAUGAACUGAUAAAGAGAUAUACUGACGGAACUCACAUUAUUCACCAGCCUAUUACUCCCAAGGAAGUGAAUAUUCAAUUUCCUGCACAUAACUUAUCAAGCCAGUCACAUCAGGAUGCCGAACAUCCACAAAAAGAACAAAGUCAACAGAAUUAUCGAGACCCACGUACAACAAACACACAAAAUGGCCUUCCGCUCAAAUCGAUACAUAGAUCUCCUAUUCCUAAGCCUCGAAAAAUCACUAGGAGAUCACGAUCACUCUCUACCUCGAAGACUCCAAGUCAGGCACUUCAGGAUGCUCAGAGAAGCUGUUUAAUGCGAGAACUGAAUAUACAGGAAACAGUAAAUCAAAGUUCUACAAAAUCUAAUAAUACAAAUCUAGCAGCUAUUUCUGAAAACCAGACGGAAGAACUAGCUUCUUCUACGGAAAACAUUAAAGUUCAACAUAUACCAUCAUCUAACCAAAUACAGGCAACACAAUUUACUUUAGUUCAAAAUGAGCAUAACUGCCAAUGCUCUGGUAUGAAAAAAACAAUGAUUAAUCGAGCUACCGAAACAGAUUUAAUGAUGGAUGUCAGUCACUGUGUAGAAGCAAUCGCUGGACCUUCUUUUUCUGAAAACACUUCAAGAGCAGUGGAAAGUGUGUGUCAGACGGAUGAAUGGUUGGAAAAAGACGAAGGCUCACAUUAUCAAGAGACAUCUUCAGAUUCUGAAAAUUCAACAGACAACGAUAUUGAAUCAGAAAACGAAGUAGUUCCAGAAGCUAAUCAGGCGACUCUGACAGCUGAACAAAACCUUACACAGGAAAAUCAACAUAAACAAUCCAGAAUAAUUGUUGAGCAAGACACGUUGGAUAUAAUUGGUACUCUCUUUACUCAAAUGGGAGCCAAUUUGUCUCUCACACGUGACAUGUUCGAUGACUUACGCAUGUCCUACCUCGUAAGUGCACAAACAUACAAAGAAUUAUUAAAAAACGUCGAUAAAUUGAACUCGAUAGAGCCCCUCCAAAAUUCUGCGUCUCCACCUAACAAUGUGAUAUCACAAGUUACUCAAGAAAUACCAGCUGGAGACAACGAUAACACUACUAGUGUGGACAAUGCAACAACUUCGAUUCAUGAGCAAAGAGGUACGUUCUCUCUGCCACCAGAAUAUGAUCCAAAUGAUACCAGGUGGACUCUAAAGUACCGAGAAAAUAAGCGAGGACUCGUCGAGCUCAUACCUCGAACUGGAGUUUACGUCAAAAGAAAAGAGCUGAUACGUUGCAAACGGAAUUCAAACGACGUUAGAACGCUGGUACGCUUGCUGUUAACAGAAGUUUUCAGCCAAAACGCUUUACGUGUGUGCUCAUGGACAGGUGGAAAAGCAAAAGCUUUUAAUUCCGCGGACAUUGACGUCAGGCCAGGACUAGAUGCAAAUGCGAGAAUGGUCCUGCUAACAUUCGUUGAACAAUACGGGGUCAAAUGUGGUUGGACUAUAGCCAACCCAUCAGCUGUCAUGAGUACUAUUAGGUCCAAGAUUAAUGACAUAAGAGCCAAGUAUCAGCAGACAUGCAAAGCUUUGCAUGUUAAAUAA